Messenger RNA from Mandrillus leucophaeus (drill), 2565 nucleotides. RefSeq names its product free fatty acid receptor 1 (gene FFAR1). The transcript has a single exon. Gene Ontology annotation, cellular component: plasma membrane. NCBI's taxonomy places the organism in Eukaryota, Metazoa, Chordata, Mammalia, Primates, Cercopithecidae. Gene Ontology annotation, molecular function: bioactive lipid receptor activity. The coding region runs from base 255 to 1157 and encodes 300 amino acids. Gene Ontology annotation, biological process: positive regulation of cytosolic calcium ion concentration; positive regulation of insulin secretion; positive regulation of calcium ion transport. The record is from RefSeq and is a predicted model, not a curated record.
UGAUAUAGUGGAGAGAAAGCACAGGACUAGGGGCCACAGGUCUCAGCUUCUCAUCCAGGCUCGGCGGCUCCCUGGCUGCUGCCUUCCUCUGUGGGCCUCCGUUUCCUCCGUGAUCCCAUCAGGUGAAUUCUAAUCCUCCAGGCAGGGCUGGAACCCGUGAGUGAUCCCAGGAGCCCCUCCUCUCAGGGGCCCCAAGAUCUGAGACCAGGGAGCCAGCUGCACGCAGGAGCCCUGCAGGCCAGGACAGUGGCCCCAUGGACCUGCCCCGGCAGCUCUCCUUUGCCCUCUAUGUGGCGGCCUUUGCGCUGGGCUUCCCGCUCAACGUCCUGGCCAUCCGAGGCGCGACAGCCCACGCCCGGCUGCGUCUCACCCCCAGCCUGGUCUACGCCCUGAACCUGGGCUGCUCCGACCUGUUGCUGACAGUCUCCCUGCCCCUGAAGGCGGUGGAGGCGCUGGCCUCCGGGGCCUGGCCUCUGCCGGCCUCACUGUGCCCUGUCUUCGGGGUGGCCCACUUUGCUCCACUCUAUGCCGGCGGGGGCUUCCUGGCCGCCCUUAGUGCAGGCCGCUACCUGGGAGCGGCCUUCCCCUUGGGCUACCAAGCCUUCCGGAGGCCGUGCUAUUCCUGGGGGGUGUGUGCGGCCAUCUGGGCCCUCGUCCUGUGUCACCUGGGUCUGGUCUUUGUGUUGGAGGCUCCGGGAGGCUGGCUGGACCACAGCAACACCUCCCUGGGCAUCAACACACCGGUCAACGGCUCUCCCGUCUGCCUGGAGGCCUGGGACCCGGCCUCUGCCCGCCCGGCCCGCUUCAGCCUCUCUCUCCUGCUUUUUUUCCUGCCCUUGGCCAUCACAGCCUUCUGCUACGUGGGCUGCCUCCGGGCACUGGCCCACUCCGGCCUGACGCACAGGCGGAAGCUGAGGGCCGCCUGGGUAGCCGGCGGGGCCCUCCUCACGCUGCUGCUCUGCGUAGGACCCUACAACGCCUCCAACGUGGCCAGCUUCCUGAACCCCAAUCUGGGAGGCUCCUGGCGGAAGCUGGGGCUCAUCACGGGUGCCUGGAGUGUGGUGCUCAACCCGCUGGUGACCGGUUACUUGGGAAGGGGUCCUGGCCUGAAGACAGUGUGUGCGGCAAGAACGCAAGGGAGCACGUCCCAGAAGUAACGCCACCGCUCGGGGGAAGGAGCAUGAGGCAGGAGAGCCCGGCUGCGUCUCCAGGCCCCUGCGGAGGGCUGCUUCGGAGGAACUGCAGGGCAGCCUGGCCCGGAGUCCUCCCUGGAGCCACUCAAGCGGAGAGCGGCGCCUGCUGAGGGCAGCACCCCAGUCAAGAGAGGAGCACGGAGCCAAAGCAAGGCGGCAGGGGGAGGUAAGCUUGCCCCCGCACACGUCGGCCCCUUUCCUCGUCUGUCUGUCUCUGCCCUCUGCACGUCCUCACCUGCCUGUCUUCAGUGGGCCGCGAGCAGAGGCCUUGUACUUACGGGAAGGAGGAGGCAAUCUGUUUCUGACCCACACGAGCGGUCACUCCGGUGAUGCACUUGAGGACACGCUACGCUGAAAUCAGUUGCCAGGUGAGAACAUUUGAUUUCGGAGUAGGAGAGGAGGCAGGAGGCAGGAUAAUGACACUGUUAUACCACGUGAAACUCGCAAGGGGGCAGCCUUGGAGCUGGGAACGGAGGCUGGCCGGAAAAGAUGUUUCAGCCGGGGAGGGAAAAUGCAAGGUCCCGCAGUGAUGGGCAGCGGCCACGCAGUUGACUCUUGAACAACGUGGGGAUGGGGUGCCGAACCCCCACGCAGUGGGAAAUCUGUGCAUAACUUUGACUCCCCCCAAAGUUCAACUGCUAAUAGCCUAUUGUUGACCAAAAGCUUUACUCAGUAUAUAAACAAUUGAGUAAGACAAUUUGAAGCCAGACACAGUGGCUUAUGCCUGUAGUCCCAGCACUUUAGGAGGCUGAGGCGGGAAGACUGCUUGAAGCCAGGAGUUCAAGACCAGCCUGGGCAACAUAGUGAGACCCCCCCCCCACCUUUACAAAUAAUAAAAAUAAAAAUAAUUAGUUGGGCGUGGUUGUGUGUGCCUGUAGUCCCAGCUACUCAGGAGGCUGAGGUGGGAGGAUUGCUUGAGCCCAGGAUCGAGGCUGCAAUGAGCCGUGAUCGCACCACUGCACUCCAGCCUGAGUGACAGAGCAAGACCCUGUCUCUGGAAAAAAAAAGAAAAAAGACAUAUUUUGUAUGUUAUAUGUAUUAUGUGCUGUAUGCUUACAAGAAAGUAAGCUAGAGAAAAGUACAUGUUACUGAAAACAUUAUUAGAAAGAGAAAAUACCUUCACAGCACUGUGCUGUAUUUAUUCAUACCGUAAGUUUAUGCUGUCUGUUUAUAAGAGAAAGUGUCUGUCUGAAGCAGCAGUAACCGCAGCUGCAGAUCUCAAUCUAUGGUAGAUAUCAAGCAGUUCAACCCUUUUUUGUAAUGUUGUAAUUUUUCUUUGCUUCUUGGAAGCAGUCUGGCAUCACUAGCAGCCCCGCAUAUGAGGCCCAGGGGGUUAUUCAGAGUUUACCGUAUUGCACUAAACGUGGUGAAA